Seminavis robusta is the source of this 1605-nucleotide messenger RNA. NCBI's taxonomy places the organism in Eukaryota, Bacillariophyta, Bacillariophyceae, Naviculales, Naviculaceae. The record is from the annotation of a GenBank genome assembly.
GUACGACCGCUAGUCAAGCUAUACACAUGCUUCUCGUUCCAAAGGGCUCGUAGAGAGACAAAAAGCGGAUGAAUGUGUGAGGUCCAUGAGGAGGUCGUGGCGGAAGCCUAGAGUAUUCAGAGUUGUAUCCAGAACCUUCCGAUUAUUAAACAUGGCUACUCUCUUUGUCCUCCAGGCCUUGAUCGUGCAGUAAUAGGUCACGUACUCUUCUUCACAGCUAUCUACCGGUACCGCUUAUAAUUCAGGCAGUUCAGGUGGGAGUGCAUUUCCCUCCCUCGAGGCCUCUUGAUUACCAUGAAACGAUUCGUGAGGACAUGAGAACCCAGACAACUCCGCAGGAUGAAUCACGUCCCGACGACCUCAGCCACAACUGCUUCCUUGUUCCUUUGCUCAUAAAACGAAAUCAUCAAGCUUGACUAAAUCGAUUUCACACUCAAAAGGCUCUCUCUUCUUAGAUAGAUUAUCUCAAAAUCUCCCCGUUCCACGAUGCGUCUUGGAAAUACCACCUCCCUUUUCCUUGUGCUAUGCGCUCUCUUAGUUCCAGGUAUUCAAGCCGGUUGGAGUACUGAGCAGACUACUCGCAAGCUUUAUGACGAUGAGGAAUACCGCUAUGAUGAUGAGGAAUACGGCUUUGUGUGGUCGCUUCUCAACGGAACGGCAUUUUGCUUUACUUCGCACGAACAUCCUCAGAGAUUUGACCUGGUACGAUCCCGAGUGUGUGACUUUGCUGAUUCCCCUGCAACUCAGCUGUGGCGUCACGAUGAUGGCAAGUUCAUAAGCAAGGUCGAUUCUUCCCUUUGUAUGAGGAUCUACGGAAGCAAUCUCUAUGAACAUGGAAGUUCUCGCGUUCGUGUGACCCCGUGCGGUGAGGAUACUUCACUGAACCUGUUUGAUUUUGAAGGUGACAAGAUUGUCGUGCGCGAAGACAACUCCUUUUGCCUCACUAGUCAUGGAGCCAUUCACCGUGAGGGGGCUCCGAUGAUUGCUCGAGCCUGCGCGAAGAAGCCGCGCUUCCGCUUUUGGUUUGAGACCCCAGACGAUGGUACUACCGGGUUCUGUAACGAUGACGCUGAUCCUGUGGGGUGUCUCGUUGUGGCAGAUGAAGAUCCUGUACCAGGGCAGAAGUUGAUCCUUGGUCAUCCCGACCUCAACCACAACUGGAAGUCGGAAGUUGAUACCAAUCUCUUUCGGACGGCCUUGGAUUUCAACAUGUGCAUGCAAGCAGGCAAUGGAUCGGGUCCACCAACCGAGGGCACUUCCUUACGAUUGUACCCCUGUGAUGAAACCAAUCCUCUGCAACACUUUGACUACGAGGGUGUGGAUAUCAUCCAUGUGGGCUCGGGCCUGUGCGUGGGCUUCCGUGGUGACAGUAGCCAUGUCAACGUCGAUCCAAUCAUUCUCAAAGAUUGUGAGCUCGUCGGAAACAACUGGAGCACUGAUGGUUAGGCUGUUGCGGCCAAAAAGGAGACUGCAAUGAUAUUAUAACCUGAAGCAGACAAGAACACACCGUAAAGGACCGGACAGCGACUUCAUUGGCUUGCGUGGCAUAGGAUCGGUGGUCGUCUUAUUCACUGAUAAUUCUCAAUAAGAUUAUGUAUUCAACAU